Molecule: messenger RNA, 424 nt
Organism: Drosophila willistoni
Lineage: Eukaryota; Metazoa; Arthropoda; Insecta; Diptera; Drosophilidae
Product: small integral membrane protein 13
Exons: 2
Coding region: 63-305 (80 amino acids)
Source: RefSeq, a predicted model, not a curated record
AAUAUAUAUUUUGUUAAAACGAAACUAACAUAAACAAUUUUAAACAUUGCUAGGCUGUGAUAAUGUCCUUGCAAACCUGGUUGGCCUUCAUUUUUACCAUAUUAGCUUCUGUUUGCUUUGUUGCUGCCAUUAUUUUGUUGGGUUGGUUCCUCAUCUGGAAGGCAUUUUUAUCAAAAUUUCGACUGGUCCGCGAACUAUUGGGUCAAGAGGAGCCAGAGGAUCAGCAAGAGCAGCAACUGAUUGGAGAGCAACUGCCGCCACAGCAACAAAUUCCACAUCGAGCACGCAAAACGCGACGAGAUUAGCACACGCCACGCCACGCCACGCCUCACGUGUAUAUAUACAUUAGAUAUAUAAUAUAGGAGUAGACUUUUCAAAUAUUUCAAGAUGAACAUACGCUGCGCCAAACCAGAAGACCUCAUGA